This is a messenger RNA of Blepharisma stoltei, 1548 nucleotides long. The record is from the annotation of a GenBank genome assembly. Lineage: Eukaryota; Ciliophora; Heterotrichea; Heterotrichida; Blepharismidae.
AUGCUGGAACUUUUAUGUGAUAACCUUGAAAUUCAUGAAUUUUUGGGCCAAUUUCCAAAACAUCAAUGGAGAAAAUGUGUAGAAGCAAGCGUAGUUAUAGGAAUCAAAAGGCUAAAAGAAAACUACCCCAUAAUCACUUACGAAAAAUUAUUACAAGAAGCGGGAUUUCAAGAUAAUAAAAAGCGAGGCAUAGAGCAAGCUCUAAAUCACAUGAAAAAUGAUAUAGAAAGAAUAUCAAGUGUUGUCGGCCAUCUAGAAAACAGACCAAAGCCAAACGAAAAGCACGCAAUUCAGAUUCUGCAACAAAAUUCUGAGGAGAUGCAAUGGAAACCAAAGCAAAAUUUAAAACCCACCAAGCGUGACAUAAAUUACGUGAGUCCUUCCAGAAGUUCAUCUCGAUCAAAGCAAAACUUGUCAGGGGUUCGUCAAAAUUCCCCAACUUUGUCCUCAUCAAAACUCUCUCAUCAGCAUUCCACUGAAAUUCAAACCAAAAAAAAUCCAAAAUUGCCCCGAUACUUAUCAAGUGUUCAAAGCAAAAUCAAGGGUGAAAUUCAAAAAGAUGUGGCUCUUUAUAACUGUAAAGGAGAAAUUGAAUCUCAGACUGAAAGGCAAACACUUAGCCGUGAAAAUUCAACGAAAAAUUUACGAGAAGUUAACUUAGGCUACCCCCCAAAGCCUCCAAUUUAUCAAAAUCGCUCUGGGUCUUUGACAUCACUGAGCUUUACACAAGACUUGAAAGAGCCUGAUACUUGUCCAAUAGAGCAGCUGCCAAAUUACAUUAAAAAUAUAAAUCAUAUAAGAAUUGAGCCGAAAAAACAAAAAAAAGAGUGCUCACUCCCCCCCAUCCUUGAUCGAACGACUCACCAUCGUUCGAUCAAGGAUGGGGGUUAAAAAAAAAAUUUAUAUAUAUAUAUUUUUUUUUAUUUACUUUUAAAUAAGAGGGUUGGUUAAGAGUAUUUAAUAAUUAUUUUUACAGCAAAAAUUGAAUUAAUUUAAUAAAAAUACCAAUUUUAAUAUUUUGAUUUAUUAGUUACCCCUUUAAACUGUAUAAAUUUUUAAUUUGUUCCUUAUUAAAUUAAUUUAUUUUUUAAAAAUUUUAAAAGGAUCUCUAUUUUUUAGAUUAUUGAGUUUUUAAGCCAAGGUUGAUGAUUAAAUCACUUCGAAUGGUUGAUUCCGAAGCUUUCUGUCGUCUCAAAGUUUCUGAAAACAACUUCAUUAGGUAUAUUUUCCAAGCUUUUGAUAACUAUUAUAUUUUUAUAUAUAUAAAAAUUUGCAUAAUAUGAAAUCGUUCGAUCAAGGAUGGGGGUUUAAUUUUCCCAAUUUUUAGGAACUUUUACAAUCAAUCGUUUGAUCAAGGAUGGGGGGGAGCCAGAAGAAAAUGAAAUGAUCAGAAUUGCAGAUGAUUUCUUGAAAAACCCUUAUACUUCUUUUCUUACCAAGGAGCCUUCAACUAUGCCUACUUCUCCGAUGGGGUUUAAUAGCAACUUGUCGUCACCCAGCAAUAGAUUUGGGCAGCAAAAUAAAGAGACAAUGCAGUACAGAUAUUAA